Dendrobium catenatum is the source of this 1178-nucleotide messenger RNA. RefSeq lists its product as uncharacterized. The coding region runs from base 158 to 1009 and encodes 283 amino acids. The transcript has 2 exons. Gene Ontology annotation, molecular function: acyltransferase activity, transferring groups other than amino-acyl groups. The record is from RefSeq and is a predicted model, not a curated record. Lineage: Eukaryota; Viridiplantae; Streptophyta; Magnoliopsida; Asparagales; Orchidaceae.
UUGUGUAUGGGGGGAGCACUUCAACGGCAUCUAAUUCCUUUCGUUCUUUGCAAAACCAGAAGAAUCAAAGCAAACUAUUUUGCUCGCACAUUAUCUUCCAUUUCCACCAAAAGCUCUUCAAAAUCAUCCCUUUCGUCCCCCUUCUCACUCCUCAGCCAUGGCCGCUGCUGUUCCAAGCUUCCUCCCCCUCUCCCUCGACUCCUCCCUCCGCCCAAUGCUCAUCUCCUCCUCGUCCGUCUUAAUUAACCGUUCCCGCUCCCCUUCCCUCUCCUUCUCCUCCACCCGCUCUGCAGCAGGCGCUAUUGAAGCCUCCUCCCCCGGCCGCGUUGUCUUCCUAGACGACCUCGGCCUCUACCGCCUCCAAACAAUUGACAAGUACAAAAGAGAAGGUCCCCUCGGUGGCGGCUGGCUCGAGAUACGCCCCAUGGAGGACGGGGAGAUUGAUCCCAUCAUCCAGCUCCUUUCAGAAUCCUUCAUCGAGUCCAUGGGCAUGCCGCCGCGGUACGUCCCGCUUUUGACCUUCAUCGUGCGCCAGUACGUAAUGGGCCGCAGGCUUCUGUUACCCCACGCCGUGAUGCUUGUAGGAUUCUAUAGGGAUGAUGGGAAGGAGCCGGAGCUUGCGUGCACAGCAGAGAUUUCGUUUGAUACUUUCGGCGCCAAUGUCGCCCCGCCAACGCCGUUGCCGCCAAAGGACUGCCCGUAUAUUUGUAACAUGGCAGUCAAGAAGGACCUCCGGAGGCGUGGAAUUGGCUUUCAGCUCCUAAUGGCUUGUGAGGAGCUCAUAUCUAAAAUGAAGACAAAACAUAAAGUAUACCUACAUUGCAGAGUAAUUGAUACAGGACCAUUGAAGUUGUACAAGAAAGCUGAAUACAAAAUAGUCAAAACUGAUAGCAGAUUAGUUUGGCUGACCCUUCAGCGACGGAAGCAUUUGCUGGAAAAAGAAGUACAUAUUGAGCAAGAUGAAGCUAUUGCAGUCCUUGACAAUAAUGUAAACCAACAACUCUGGUAAUCUGGCCACCACAGGUCCAAUUGUAAUUUAUUUAAUUCUGUUAUUAUGUAUGAUAGUUUGUACUAAAUGAAGUUUUUAUACGAACCUGUCUAUUGUAAAUUAACAAGGAUCAAUUUGUACAAAACAGAAGUAUGAAAUUUCUAUUUUAUUAGCUUCAGCUUCUUAGUCA